AUGAAGAGAAGUGAGCUAAGUCGGAGAAAAGAAUAUAUACGAGAAUUAGCAAAAUCUUCUCAGCUCCAUAAAAAUGGGGGCCAUGUUGAGAAAUUGUAUGUGCAUUUUUGGUCCUGUUUUGAACAUAAUUCAAUUUGCAUUUUCUUUUUUUCAGAUGCGGGGUCUCUUUUUACUUGUGGUGAUGGUUCUUUUGGUCAGCUUGGACAUGGUGAUUACAAAUCACAUUGCUCUCCUGUGAAAGUUGCAUACUUUGUUGACAACCAUGUUGAACAGAUAGCAUGUGGUAUGCGCCAUUCGCUUGUCUUAUCGAAAGGUCGUUCUGGAGAUCGAGUUUAUGCAUUUGGGUCUGGGAAACGUGGUCAAUUGGGUAUCUCAAAGGAUAAGAUCAAUAAAGUCAAUCUUCCUGAAGUUACUUGCGGAUUGGAAGGCACCAAAAUUGCAAGUAUAGCUGCAAAUGGCGAUCACAGUGCAGCAUUAUCUGCUGAUGGUCACCUUUACACUUGGGGAAGAGGGUUUCCUGGAAAUUCAGAUUUUCACCGUCCUAUGUAUGUACCUACAUUGUUUCGCCUUACCAGCACUGCUCUUGGAUGGAAUCAUGCUCUUCUAUUAACAGGUAAUGGAGAAGCUUUGAUGCUUGGCGGCAACCACCACGGAGUUCUCAGUAACCCAGAUAAACUAAGUUCAGCAAAGCUCUUACAAGAUUCAAAGGAAGGCGUUCUAGAAGACGUCCCUGGUCUAGAAGGGCAAAAAGUUGUGCAUAUUGCAGCUGGAGCUGAACACUCUGCUCUUGUAACUGAGAAUGGACUUGUCAAGACGUGGGGUUGGGGUGAACAUGGUCAGCUUGGUUUGGGAGAUACAUGUGAUCAAACCAGCCCUCAAACGGUAAAUCUUUGCCAGGAUGGUCCAAAUGAGGCUGCCAAAAUUGAGGUUUAUUGCGGCAGUGGGUUUACAAUUGCCAUAAGAACUCCAACUGUUCUUUCCGGGACCUGAUUAACCUUCUUUGUGGAUGUGACCUUGUUUAAGCAGUGAAUAUUCUCACGCAGGUCAUUUCCCAAUACUUGCUAAUCAUAAGAAAUAAAGAAAAUGACAUCUACAUAUUUUAGUUAUACGAAAAUAUUUCCUUGCAGAUCUAUAGUGUAAUUUUUUUAAUAACAUCUAUGGUGUAAAUUGUAAAUACCUACCUAACACUUAAUUUUUUUUCCAGU
Messenger RNA from Morus notabilis, 1205 nucleotides. RefSeq names its product ultraviolet-B receptor UVR8-like. NCBI's taxonomy places the organism in Eukaryota, Viridiplantae, Streptophyta, Magnoliopsida, Rosales, Moraceae. The coding region runs from base 1 to 990 and encodes 329 amino acids. The record is from RefSeq and is a predicted model, not a curated record. The transcript is spliced from 7 exons.